Malus domestica (apple) is the source of this 2188-nucleotide messenger RNA. The record is from RefSeq and is a predicted model, not a curated record. NCBI's taxonomy places the organism in Eukaryota, Viridiplantae, Streptophyta, Magnoliopsida, Rosales, Rosaceae.
UCUUUAUCUUAUUUCGAGGUGGGUAAGGAGAGAGGUCGUGGAAUAGAGGAGUUGGCUGGCUUAAAGCAAUUGAAAGGCCGAUUAUCCAUAUUUAAUCUAGGGCUUGUGAGAGAUGGAGAGGAAGCAAAGAAAGCAAAACUAGCAGAGAAGACAAAUCUGCGUGAAUUAGUCUUUGCAUGGGGAUAUGAGCAAAGGUCAAGAAUUAAUGAUGAGGAUGUACUAGAAGGCCUUCGACCAGCACACCCUAAACUGGAAUCGCUAGAGAUUCAAUGCUUUAUGGGUAAGAAAUUAAACAUUGUGCUCUUUCCAUGCCUCGAGGAGCUGUCUCUGACCAACUGCGAUCAAUUGAGAAGUGCUCCCAGUCAUUUUCCAUCUCUGAAAAAGUUAAAGAUAGUUUCCAUGGGUAAUGGCAUGCCAAUAGCAAAUAUAAGCAGCAACCUGACCACUCUUACUUCUCUCACAAUAAGAAGUAUAAGGGGACUUGAUUGUCUGCCAGAAGGGAUGUUAAAAAACAACAAGAAUCUUGCAUAUUUGUGUAUAGCAGAUUGUCCGGAUUUAACUUGUAUUACUACGGAUGAUGUAUUUGGUUGUUGUGCUUCUCUUCGGUCAGUGCAUAUUUCCGGGUGUGAUAAUCUUAGGUGCCUGCCUGAUGGGCUACAAACUCUUGUCUCUCUUAACGAGUUGAGUAUACAGAUUUGCAAUAGUCUAGAGCUCAUUCCAGACAUGCACGGUCUCACCUCUCUUAACAAGUUGAGUAUAAAGAGUUGCAAUAGUCUAGAGCGCAUUCCAGACAUGCACGGUCUCACUUCUCUUCGUGAGUUGACCAUAGAAUAUUGCUCCAAGCUAACGUCCAUUCAAUUUGAACAGGGCCUCCCAUCUCUUUGUGAUUUAAUUAUUGACAAUUGUCGUGAAUUAUCAAGCCUGCCGAGUGGGUUAGAAUAUUGUACCUCUCUUCAGAAUUUGAGAAUAUCUGGUUAUGAACAGGGCCUCCCACCAUCCCUCCACUCUCUGGAGAUAUCUGGUUGCAAGAGUCUAGAGUCCAUUCCAUUUGAACAGGGCCUCCCAUCUCUCUGUAGAUUAGUUAUUCACAGUUGUCCUCAACUAUCAAGCCUGCCGAGUGGGUUAGAAUAUUGUACUUCUCUUCAGCGUUUGACAAUAUCUUAUUGUGAAAUGCUAUCAUCCAUUGGGAUUCACAGCCUCCCACCAUCCCUCCACUCUCUGGACAUAUCUGGUUGCAAGAGUCUAGAGUCCAUUCCAUUUGAACAGGGCCUCCCAUCUCUGUGUAAAUUAGAUAUUCGCAGAUGUCCUCAACUAUCAAGCCUGCCGAGUGGGUUAGAAUAUUGUACUUCUCUUCAGGAUUUGACAAUAUCUGAUUGUGAAAUGCUAUCAUCCAUUGGGAUUCACGGCCUCCCACCAUCCCUCCACUCUCUGGGCAUAAAUGGUUGCAACAGUCUAGAAUCUAUUCCUAGUUUAGAAAACCUCACACACCUCCGUAAGUUGGAGAUAGUUGAUUGUCAUGGGUUAAAAAACCUGCCCGGUGGAUUAAAAACCCUCACCAGCUUGAAGGAAUUGGAAAUUGGUGGGUUUUGGAAGGAGCUCGAUUCAUUCCCUCCUUUUGAGGUUAUUCCACAACUUGAAUCAUUAAUGUUGCGUGGUUGGCCUACGCUUCAGUCUCUGCCUGAAAAUGUUCAACACUUGACUUCUCUAACUCAUUUGGAAAUAAGGCACUUCGACGGAAUGGAGUCUCUUCCGGAGUGGUUGGGGAACCUUGCAUCUCUUCAGUCCCUACGGAUAUGGAGAUGCAAGAAUCUGAAGUAUCUACCUACAGCUGAAGCUAUGAAAUGCCUCACCAAAUUAAAAAAAGUAUACAUUGCUGAUUGUCCCGUUCUAAAAGAGAGAUGCAACAAGAAGAGCGGCCCGGAAUGGCACAAGAUUUCUCAUAUUCCAACUAUUGGUAUGUUUUUCCUUUUCCGGUUCUUAAAUCAAUUACGCACAAUGUAUUCUAUUUUCUUCUCUUACUUUUUCAUUAAAGUGAAUCACUUGUUAUGUGGUAUGUGUGUUUCUGUUUCAUUUUCCUGAAACUACAAUUUAAUGUACAUGGUAAAUUUCAAUCCCCAGUACAAAAUUGUGAUAAGAUAUAUUUACAUCAUAAUAUGCAUCUAGUUAACUACCUAUUCCAAUCAUGUUC